Heterobilharzia americana is the source of this 600-nucleotide messenger RNA. The record is from the annotation of a GenBank genome assembly. Lineage: Eukaryota; Metazoa; Platyhelminthes; Trematoda; Strigeidida; Schistosomatidae.
AUGAAUAAUAUUACUGAAUACAAUUUAAAAAAGCAAGUUGAUGAAGUGAUAUCAAUUAUGUCACAUCAUUUUAUUCAAUGGUUAGCUGAUUUAGUUCUACAACGUGUCAUUUCAGAACCGAAUCUACACGAUUUAUACGCUGAAUUUGUAACACUUAUCUCAGUGCAUUAUACAAAUUUUGGUAAAUUUAUGUUAGAAAUUUUAACUAAAGAAAUUGAUCAUAUUUUAAAAAUACCAAAUCUUAAUUCUUGUAAUAGUAAAACUUUAAAAUAUUUAGGUGCAUUUCUUGGCCGUUUAACAAUUGCACGUGAUAUUCCUUUAUGUGUGGAUAUCAAAUCAUUAAUUCGUACAACAUUUAUAAAUAAACCAAAUUCAUUAGAUUGUAUUAUACCAUUUAUUUCAGAGAUAUUAAAAAAUACAAAAUAUAGUUAUCAAAUAAAACCAUCCAAUCCAUGGGUUAGAGAAAUAUUACAGGUAAUCAAAGAACUACAUCAUAUCACAGAUAAAUUAACGAUACAAUUUGAAGUUGAACUACUUUUUAGCUUCCUUGAAUGCGAUAUCAAUGAAGUGAAUUCAGCUUACUAUCUUCGUCAACAAUAA